This is a messenger RNA of Candidula unifasciata, 1870 nucleotides long. The record is from the annotation of a GenBank genome assembly. Lineage: Eukaryota; Metazoa; Mollusca; Gastropoda; Stylommatophora; Geomitridae.
AUGGUGCAGUCUUCUGUCAGAGCAGCACAUGUCAACAGCUACAAGUCCAGCAGGCAGGAGGAUGUCAUGUCUAUCCGUGUCAGAGGUGGGAGAGGGCAACACAACAGUGACCCCAUUCAGUGUCAGGAGGCUAGCCCAGCAUCUGACAGUCACAUCGGUCUGCAUGAUUCCACCCAGACGGGGACCAGGGCCAGACACAGGACUGUCCCAGGAGAGCCCCAUUCAAGCCAUCAGACACAGAAGCCCUUGAGAAAAACACCCUCAUCAGCCAGGAGAAAAACACCCUCUUCGGCCAGGAGGACUACACCCUCAUCAGUCAUAAGAAAAACACCCUCUGCAGCCAAGACAAGAGUCAAGGUUUCUCCAAAGAUGGAUGGCCAUAGAAAUCUACAACCGGAAAAGAACAUUGAUUACCUCGACAGGGCAACUGUGCUGCUUGACUGGAUUAUUAAACCUUUACCUGAUAUCAGAGGUGUUUGUGUGGAGGGACAGAAACUAGGCAUGGAUGACUACUGGCACAGUGCAGCCAUCGUGGAGGCAGUGAGACCAACAGUUGUUGUCACAGCCACUGGGUCCAUGUACAGACUUGAGGGCCAGAUCAACAAGUAUUGUACCAUCGACAACGGUUUUCCCAAAGGUGUUGCUAAAUUAUUCACAAAUGGUUUCCCCCACAACUGGAAACAGGUGAUCAAGGAUUUUUACAGUCGGCUGGAGGACAGCAUCUCUAUUGUUGCUGAAACAAGCCCUCUCAAGCACAAGAAGCUGCAACACAACCCCAAGUUAGUGGCCACCGUCAGCAAGAAGAAAACACCAGCUGUGCCCUCUCGCAAGCUGAAGACUUUAGACCGUGUCCAGGAUUCCAUUUGGACACCUGCUGGUUUCUUGAAGCAGAAACUGUCUACAGAUGAUGUGACUGUGACCAGAAGUGGACGCAUUUCUCUGCCACCACUGGCUCGGUGGACUGGUCAGUGCUACAGGAGGGUGCCUAACAGUAGUGACAUUGAGGUGACAUUUGAGACAGACUGUGCCAAGAGGAGUUUGCACAACACCACGGCACAGUUGCUGCAGUUACCCAAGAAGUACAGAAGCACUAGCAGCAGUGUGGACUCUGACAGCGCUGUCCUACAGUCAGCUGACAGCAGUGUCAACAAGUCACGCAGCAGGCCUGUCAGAGCAGCACAAGCCAGUAAGCAGUUACAGGCAGACAACAGUGGCAGCAGAUUACAGGAACCUGCUGACUCUAGCUCAGCCGACAUUCAGAACACACACUGUCACAGACAGACAAAGGUAGCAAAGACAACAAGAAAACAGACCGGAAAGAAAAAGUCACCUACAGGUCAGAAGUCUGUCAGAUCUGAUCAUAAGACCAGCAGUCAGCCGUUAGCUGAGGCUGAGAGAUUAUGUUUGAAGGCAGAGGGUAAACCAGCAGCAUUAGGGAAAGCCGUUAAGCCUCGUCAAAGGAGCACAAGCAAUCAGUCAGCUGUGGACGUGGGUCUCAUUGAGCCACCAGCUGCAGCCAAGAGAAAGCAAGUCUGUACAAUCAGGAAACGCAAGCUAGAUGCUGAUGAUGAUGCUGCCAAAGAAGGAAAUAACACAAUAGUUGAGAGGAAGCCGAACAAGCGGCGCAAGGUCAUGGAUGUGACAUCUGCAGGGGAUGUGUCCUGGAGCCAGGAGGAGCAGGCUUUGUUGCACAGAGCCUUGAGAGAAGUGAGUGGGGCAGAUAGCAGCUACUGGCACAAAGUCUCGCUGAUUGUUUCCACACGAUCACAGACGGAGUGCCAGCAGUUUUACAGACAGUAUCUGGAAGUGAAAGGCAGCAAGAAGCCGAGCAAAGCCUCUAGUACCAGCCAGAAACAGAAGGGCAAGGCAG